This is a messenger RNA of Cynoglossus semilaevis (tongue sole), 1820 nucleotides long. RefSeq names its product noggin-like. NCBI's taxonomy places the organism in Eukaryota, Metazoa, Chordata, Actinopteri, Pleuronectiformes, Cynoglossidae. Gene Ontology annotation, biological process: negative regulation of BMP signaling pathway; osteoblast differentiation; dorsal/ventral pattern formation. The coding region runs from base 54 to 731 and encodes 225 amino acids. The transcript has a single exon. The record is from RefSeq and is a predicted model, not a curated record.
AGGAGCAGCAGCAGCAGUUUGUACCAGAUCGUGGGUUCGCGCAGCAGAACAUUAUGGAUCGACUCACGCUCUUACUGCUUAUAUUCCCUCUGGGAUUUCUCCUGCACGGCAGUUCGUGCCAGCAUUACUAUCUCCUGAGGCCCAUCCCCAGCGACAGUCUACCGCUGCUGGAGCUCAAAGAGGAUCCGAAUCCAGAAAUGGACCCGAAGGAGCGGGACCUAAACGAGACAGAGCUGAAGAGCAUCCUGGGGAACUUCGACAGCAACUUUCUUUCAGUGCACCCUCCGCCCGCGGAGGACAAGUUUAUCGCUAAUGACGAUCUGGAGGACUUUUUCUGGGAGGACGCGGACAACGUCCACAAGCCAGGCGGGGUUCUGCCCAAAGAGAUCCGGGCUCUUGCGUUCGACGUGCCGCUCGGCGGCAAUAAGCCCAAGAAGCCGAGUAAUAAGCUGAAGCGGCGACUGCAGCAGUGGCUCUGGGCGUACUCUUUCUGCCCGGUGAUUCACUCCUGGACUGGCCUCGGCAGCCGCUUCUGGCCGCGGUUCGUACGCGCGGGUUCGUGCCUCAGCAAGCGGUCGUGCUCGGUGCCGGAAGGAAUGGUGUGCAAGCCCGCGAAAUUUAGCCACCUGACGAUACUGAGGUGGAGGUGCACGUCGAGGAAACCCAAGUGCUCGUGGAUUCCAGUGCAGUACCCCAUCAUUACGGACUGUAAAUGUUCAUGUUCCACCUAAAAAAAUAUAUAUAUAUAAAAAGAAUAUUAUCAAUAACCUCACAACUUUCAAGUAUUGGUUCGGUGCACUGUAGCAGUGAUGGACACGGACAUUCAAGGUGCCCUUGUGAAAAGUGGACAUUCCAUCGAUGUACAAUGCGAGAAUCCGUGUGGCACAUCAAGUUUAUAUCAUCAUGUGGAUGUCAAAAAAAAAAAAAAAAAAAAAAAGAAUUCCUGCUUUAAGUUUCAACUCAAUGCAAAUUCAAUGGAAAACAACCAAUGAAAACCCAGAGUGGGCUAAAGAAGUUGCAGAUGUGGUACACAUUCAGGAUUUUGCACUUUGCCAGAACUUUAUGGACACGACUAGUACAACCAGUUCUGUUACCUAAUCAAUUUUUCUUUCUUUUUUUUUUUUUUUUUUUUUUCAAAUUAGUUGUGCUAGAUUGUCCCAUGUCGCUUUGGGUUUAGCUUCUUGGCCCAACCUGUACAAAUGGAUUUUGAACGUUCAGUGGUACAUUUUGGAUUUCAAGUUUCAACCAAAGACUGCAAUUGUGUUGGGGCCUGAAGACUGCUUGGGUUGGUAGGAGAAAAAAAAAAACGGAGUUAUUGCCCAGUGUUGUUGUUACCAUAUUUGGGGGUAAUUUUUUUUUUUUUGAUCUUCUCAAAGGCCAGUCAUUAAAACUGCUAUCAAAAGCCUUUGUCCAGCUUAUAAACUAUUUUUUUUUUGGUACUUACAUAUCUAUUUAUUUAUAUUAAAAUAUAUACUUCACCAUGCCUCUUUCUACAUAAGUGCAGUGUGGGUCACCUAAACGUACAAUCCUGUCAUUUUAAAAUAAAUUUAAAAAAAAUUGCCAUACAAAAGGGCCCUGACAUGGGUAUAUCCAUGCACUUCAGUGAGUUAAGGAUUGUAUUUUGUGUAUAUGCUUGGCAAUAUUGAUGUAUGUGUACAUAGUAUCUAAAAAAAACAAAAAAAAAAUGGCAGCGUGUCCUGUUUUUUUUUUUGUAGGAUACUGUAAAAUCAAAGUCGUUUUUAUACAUUUGAAUGAAACUUUUAGAGCAACGUGGCUGAGGAAUGACCUGUCUACUGUUUGUAUCUAUUGAACGAUGAUUA